AUGUUAGUUAGUAUACCAGAUAUAUCAUAUAAACAAAGACAAGAAAUUAUUCUUAAAAAUAUUGAAAAAUAUAAUAACAAUUGGUCAUCAAAAUCAACAAAAAAACAAUUUAAAAUUGGUGAUACAGGAUUUAAAGUAUAUUUAAAGUAG
This is a messenger RNA of Dictyostelium discoideum AX4, 150 nucleotides long. RefSeq lists its product as hypothetical. NCBI's taxonomy places the organism in Eukaryota, Evosea, Eumycetozoa, Dictyosteliales, Dictyosteliaceae. The transcript is spliced from 2 exons. Bases 1 to 150 code for a protein of 49 amino acids. The record is from RefSeq and is a predicted model, not a curated record.